Molecule: messenger RNA, 3057 nt
Organism: Candida albicans SC5314
Lineage: Eukaryota; Fungi; Ascomycota; Pichiomycetes; Serinales; Debaryomycetaceae
Gene: PPS1
Product: Pps1p
Exons: 1
Coding region: 1-3057 (1018 amino acids)
Biological process (GO): protein dephosphorylation; nuclear DNA replication
Molecular function (GO): protein tyrosine/serine/threonine phosphatase activity
Source: RefSeq, a predicted model, not a curated record
AUGAGUUCAACUUUAUCCUAUUUGCGUAAUCCGCAUCGAAACAGAAAGCUGAGCACUACCACUAUGUCAUCUGAUACUACUACCAGUACUACAGUCACAACAACAUCAGAUUCAUUAUAUUACACAUCUGAUAAUGUCAAUAUUCCUAGAUCUUGUUUAAUACCACCAUCUUCAAACAUACCGCAAUCUUCACCAACAACAACCCUUUCCCCAGCAAUUGCAACUCCAACUUCAAUAACCAUGUUAUCUUCAUCAUCUUCAGCUUCAAGUAUAUUGAGUAAUGUUGCCCUCCCAAACUCUUCUUGGACGCAGGAAAGUCAUACAGCAUCACUUCAGAAUCAUCAACAACAACCAGAGCAACAACAGCAACAGCAACAAAAACCAUCAGCUACUUCAUUGGCAUCUCUAUUAUCCUCAUCAUCAGCUUCAGCACCACCUACAAGACGUACGAGUACCACUGUUGAUAACAAUGUCAUAACCAGUGAUGGCGGUUAUAAAUUUGGUAAUGGUGGUAGUAUGAACAAUAAUACUAAUAGCAGAAAGAGUUCCCGGUCAAGCAAUUAUAGUAAUUGUCAUACUGCAUUCCAAGAUUUCCAAGAUGUUUGGUUGUUUAGAUUCAAUAAAGGAUUGAAAAAUUAUUUCGGUAUUGAUACUAAUAACAGUAAUAUGGUGGGAGAAGAUCAAGUGUUUGUGAUCAAUACUGUUGCUCAACUUAAUCGGUUAUUAUAUUUCAAUUACCAUCAGAAACUGGGAUUUGAUUAUGAAUAUUCUGAUAAAUUAUUUCCUUAUUUGCAUGGACUUAAUGAUCGAGACCAACAAAUACAUUUUGUUAAAGAAACUGGUAAAUCAGUUGAUAAGAUUAAUCAUCAACUUGAAAAUUUAACUAUUAAUAAUUUCAUGUUUAUUAAUGCCACUAUUGAUAAGAAAAAUAUUCCAAAUUUAAUCAAUACUAUGAAUAUCGAAGACUUGGUACCAUCAAGAUCUCAAUACUCAAAUAAAAAAGAUCAUGAAUAUAAUUAUUCCAAUAGUGGUAAUAAAAUCAGUUGUCGUAAUUUCGGGCAACAAAUUGAAUUAAUGGCUCCUUUAUCUCAUAUGGUGGUGUAUAAUUACAAUAGUUGUACUGAUAACAAAAGCAAUAGUGUUGAUAAUACUAAGAUAUUAGUUAACAAAUUGUUGUCGUAUAUGAAAUCUUCAGGUAAUCGAUUUAUUUAUAUUAUUGACAUUGAGUGCGAACACCAAUCUUCCACCACCAAUCUUGCAAACUCAAAUUCAAACCCCUGCACGCCCUGGUGGCAAUCAAUCGAUCAAAGUUAUUUUGAUAAUGACUCUGAUGAAUUGCAUUGGUAUAAUAAUGCCAUUAUUAAUCAAAUAAUCAAAUCUCCCCAGACCAAGAACAAUAAUGGCGACAAAGUUACUAAUAAUAGCACUGACGAAGUUUUCAUUAGUCAAGGAGAUCGUUUUUUCAAUAAAUUUCAUCGUUUGGAACAAAAUUUAAUUUGGAAAAUGUAUGGUAAACAUUGGAUAUUAAACAAUAAAGUAUGUGUUGGUAAUAUACUUGAUUUCCAUCAAAUACAAGAAAAAAAUGAUAAUCAAUUCAAAUUGGUCAUAUAUUGUGAAGAUUAUCAAAACGAAGAAUGUUAUGAUGAAUUCCCAACUUUACAAGAUUUACAAUAUAUUUGGCAAGAUUAUAUGCUGGGGAAUCAUAUUCACCAUACUUAUAUGAUAAAGAUCCCAUCAUUAGGUUUUAGAAAUAAUAAAUCAAUUGAUGAAUACGAACUAAUAAUGAUUUUGAAUCUUUUGAAAUUGAUUGAACGCAUCAGUCGAGUUAAUAAAGUAUUUAUUGGUUGUUAUGAUGGAUUCACUCAUUCUACAAAUUUAUUAGUAUUAGUAAUGCAAUUAUUGGGUAAAGUUAUUAUUGAAGAAUCGAUUUUCCAAUUGACAGAAACUGAAAAUGUCAAAUUAUUUUUUUCAAAUCCGGGUAUUGUUGGUGGUGAUUUACAAUUUUUAAGAGAAUUAGAACCAUUUGUUGAUUAUUUGAAUAAACAUUUGAUUCAAGAAUUCCCGACAAUUAUUGAUAUGAAUAACUUGGAUUUGGAUUCAAUUCAUCGGUAUUAUUGUAUCAAUCCUAUUGCUAAACCUCCACUUUAUCAAGAUGAUUGGUUUGUUGCCAAGACUAAUAAUUCCAAACAUGAUAUAAAUUUACCAGCAAGAAUUUUAGCAAAUGUUUAUUUGGGAAGUUCAAUGCAUGGUGGGUCAUUAACUAUUCUACAAGCUUAUAAACUCACCCAUUUGAUUUCUAUUGAUGAAUUACCAAAUUGGUGGCACACAUUGAAGAAAUAUUAUAAAUUUGAUUUCCAAUUACAAGAUGAAGAUAAAGAUGAAAACAACCACGGUAAAAAUAAAAGUAAUUACAAAAUCAUUAAACCAAUUUAUACAUUUAAUAAUUCGAAAUCAAAAAUUUAUGAAUUUGAAUUCAAUCUGAAAAAUUUGAAAUCAAUACCUCAAGAAUUAUUAAAUAAAUGGUCUUCUUCAUCUUCUUCAUCAAUGGGGUUACCACAUAAAAAUUUCAAAUCAUUGAUUUAUAUCCAUGAUUUUAAAGAUGACGGUAGAGAUUCAUUAAUGGAAUUAUUAAUGGAAUUAUUAAUUGAUGCUCCACCAGCAAUCCAAGAUAAAAUAUUAUUAGGAUCAACAACCAAUAUCAAUAAUCCUACUAACAAUUAUACUAACGCCAACAAUAAUAAUAAUAAAACUUUGAUUCAUUGUAAAAUUGGUGUUAGUAGAUCAGCAACAUUGGUAAUUGCUCACUUAAUGAAAACUUAUAGACUUGGAUUUUUACAAUCAUAUUUUCUUGUUAGAGUUCAACGAUUUAAUAUAAUUAUCCAACCAAAUUUAAAAUUAUUUUAUGAAUUAUAUUUAUUUGAUCAAUGGUUAGGAUUAAAAGAUUUUUAUAUUAAUCAUCAAUUUAAACAUUAUAAUUGGGAAACUAUUUGUCAUUUAAUUAAUCAAUUGAAUCAAAUUUAUAUCAACCCAAAAUCUAUAACACUUUCAUCGUCAUAG